CCCGGCGCGCCCCCGGCCGGCGCGCGGCGGGCGGAAGUGAGGUCGUGGGUUGCGGUGUCUGCGCAGCGUCGGCGGUAGCGCGGGCCGCGGCCAGGCGAGCGGGAGGCAGCGCAAGGCCUCGCGGUCGGCCGCCUCUGAGCGUCGUGUGGGCACUGCCCGUCGCCGAGCCACACGCCGUGCCGGCUCGGGCCGGCGCGCGCCGGUCCCGGAGGCGCAGGCUACGUUCUUGAAAUCAUGAAUCCUGUUUAUAGUCCUGGAUCUUCUGGGGUUCCCUAUGCAAAUGCCAAAGGAAUUGGAUAUCCAGCUGGUUUUCCUGUGGGCUACGCAGCAGCUCCUGCCUAUUCCCCUAACAUGUACCCCGGAGCAAAUCCUACCUUCCAAACAGCGCUGGAGCUUGAACCCAGGGUCUUGCACAUGCUAGGCUACACUCCUGGUACACCUUACAAAGUGUCCUGUUCCCCAACCAGCGGAGCUGUGCCACCAUACUCCUCCUCCCCCAACCCCUACCAGACGGCCGUGUACCCGGUGAGAAGUGCCUACCCCCAGCAGAGCCCGUAUGCCCAGUUGUCUCUGUUUUCCCCACAGCAAGGCACCUACUAUACACAGCCUCUGUAUGCAGCACCCCCUCACGUCAUUCACCACACCACAGUGGUGCAGCCCAAUGGCAUGCCAGCAACUGUCUACCCUGCUCCCAUCCCUCCUCCUAGAGGCAGCGGGGUCACCAUGGGCAUGGUUGCUGGAACCACAAUGGCCAUGUCAGCAGGUACCCUGCUGACUGCUCAUUCUCCAACUCCUGUAGCCCCUCACCCAGUCACUGUCCCCACAUACCGAGCCCCAGGAACACCCACCUACAGCUAUGUGCCCCCUCAGUGGUGAUUACCCUGCAAAUUCUUGUUUGAGGAUGGAGCUGUGCAGUCACUUCAUUGAGUUCCACAGCUGGUGCUGCAGGCCUUGUGCCUCCAACCAGGACUUUAUUCUUAAUGCUCUCGACACUUAGCUAAACACGACUGCGUCCCAGCCCAGCAGGCCCCAGCUCGCUAGUCUCCAAGUAACUCUGGGCGUUGGUUUUAAAGCAAAUCCUGUUUUGUGGACUGCCUGGCACAUUUUGUAGCUAACUGUAAUGAUAAAAAGGGAGUAUCACUCUAUUCUAAUCCUAUCUAGUUGAAUGCAUGUUUAUAAAAACAAACACAGAAACAAAGCUUGCUCAAUCUACCUGCAGUGACUGAUGCAAAACCAUCAUAUGCAAAAUCCAAAGGACUGGACCAUGUUCUACAGCCUGUGCCACUCAUGCACUGUUGUGAUGUGUGCUGAGUCUCCAAGUUACACGUGUGCACGUGAAUGUCCUCAAGAAGCAUCGAGUACUGGAGGGGAUUCCUGGGGUGAUGAGGGUUGCCAGUUAGGGACACAGGCUUGUAGUUUUCAGCAACCUGUUUUCUUUUUGGCACUGACUAACCUGGAGGGAGCUGCAGGGACUGGGAGAGUGUGAGUCUGGUGGCACCAGAGCAGCAGCAGCAGGUAUAGUAGGCCCCCUCCUUCAUUUCAGCUGGAGUAGGGAUAUACCUGACGCCUAUCAGGAAAUAGAGCUGGGUGGCCAAUACAGCUGGGAUGAAGGGUGGUCUGUGUGUCAGUGGGGCAGUGUCUCUGCCAUCUGAAUUUCCACUGUAUGUCUUACAGGACAAUGUUUUGUGUCUCUGUUGAGAAAGUCCAGUGUAGAACUGAACUAUCUUCCUAGGAGGGAAGCUGUCAGAGAGGGGCAGCCACACUGAGGUGUCUUUUGCUCUGUUUCACUUAGGGAACCAUCCCUUCUUUCCCCUGGAGAAAUAAUUGAGUCUGCUAAAAACACAAAGAAGGGCAGAGACUUCAGCUGUGUGCUGUGGAGAAUGUUGUAUAUUUAAGACUGGUUAAAAGGGAAUAAGUGUAUUUUUAAGUUAGUUCCUCGUGUUUCUUGUAGAGAAGCAGGGCUGUGAUUAUGUCUAAAAAUGUAGAAGUAAUGUAGCUUGUCCCAAGGUCAUUCACCUGAUGAUGACCUGUCCUCUGUCUAGCUGGGGUGGGGCCUAGAAAGCCUGCAUAAAUGCCCUUGUGAGCCUCUUCUGCCAUCUUUUUGUGUGGCUAACGGCACUCAGCACCAAGCACAUGUGGAGAGUGGAAAGGGCCAGGCAGCUUUGGACCGCACUUGCCUGUUCAGAUCUGUUGUGGGAAAGAUUUUUGAGAGUGUAAUCUGAGUAUGUACAUAAGAAAUCAAGAAAGUUCUUUUUGCCUGUAUAUGCCCAACUUGAAUCUGUGAGAGUUUCUGUUCAGUGAGGGUCAGAAGGGCAAGGCAUGAGGACCACUCUGGAGUCUGUCAAGUGGGGGGUGUGUUUUGGUUUUUCCCCAUUGAAGUGCUGGGGUUUUGGUUGGAAGGGUGCUUGUCUCUGGCAGCUAGGUCAGGGCUUCCAUGUUGGUGUGGAGGUUGCCUCAUUAGCAGUCAACUUGGCUAGAGGGUGGGUCAUCUGAACAUUGAGCCUUUGGAAACCUUAUUUUUAUAGUAGUGCUCUUCAUAAUUUGUUUUUAGCAUUUUAUUUUUUAAGAAGUUUUGGAAAAUUUCUGCAUGGAUCAAUGUAAACAGAAGAGUUCUCAUUCCUAACGUCCAUGAACAUAGAAUGUUUAGGAUGGGUAUGUUUAAUUGCCUCAUGAGCACUUAACUCUGUGUGUGUGUGUGUGUGUGUGUGUGUGUGUGUGUGUGUGUGUGU
This is a messenger RNA of Onychomys torridus (southern grasshopper mouse), 2729 nucleotides long. RefSeq names its product family with sequence similarity 168 member B (gene Fam168b). The transcript is spliced from 8 exons. The coding region runs from base 235 to 876 and encodes 213 amino acids. Lineage: Eukaryota; Metazoa; Chordata; Mammalia; Rodentia; Cricetidae. The record is from RefSeq and is a predicted model, not a curated record.